This is a messenger RNA of Toxotes jaculatrix (banded archerfish), 5806 nucleotides long. RefSeq names its product SHC (Src homology 2 domain containing) transforming protein 1 (gene shc1). Gene Ontology annotation, molecular function: receptor tyrosine kinase binding. Gene Ontology annotation, biological process: intracellular signal transduction; cell surface receptor protein tyrosine kinase signaling pathway. The record is from RefSeq and is a predicted model, not a curated record. Gene Ontology annotation, cellular component: plasma membrane. NCBI's taxonomy places the organism in Eukaryota, Metazoa, Chordata, Actinopteri, Toxotidae.
GAAGAGGAGGAAGGAGACGCAGGGAGGGAGAGAGCAAGGGCAAUUCAGAGAGGACAUGAAACCAUUUGGAGGAAGAGAGAGAGAGAGUAAAAAAGAAAUCCGAUAAAAGAUUUGAGAAUGUGAUGCACUUGAAGAGUAGGUGUUAAGAAAAGCGUGCUGCUACCAGGAGUUGGAGACUAGCCAUACAUCAGUAAGCCUCCUCUCUCUUCUUUAGCAGUUCUGGGCUUCAUUGAGCUCUGCAGGUGCUCACUGUAGUAUCGACCAAUUGUGUGUGUGUGUGUGUGUGUGUGUCUGUGUGCGCGUGCGCAUGUUGCUGCUGUGUUAGUGCGCGCAGCCCCCUUACGAUCCCCUCGUUGGGUGCUAAUAGGAUUUUUAUGGGCCCAUGUCAAGCAGGAUAGAGCUGCCAAGGGGAGCUACUUCCCACAUGCAUGCAUGUGCGCACGCCAGCACACACGUACACAGAUAAUCUAAGAGACAUUGUGGGCAGGAAAGGUUUAUACUGCUUCACACGCAUGCAAACACAUCACGUACAAGCGCGCACCCCUCAAUGCAGUAACACACACACGCGAGGGGGUGUCGAGAGAAAUCACUUGCGUUGAUUCUCCAUGGUGCUGCCGACAGCUGGAUAACUGGCCCUCACUGAGAGGCUAUUAAGUUGGGACAAGAUACUCACAGAUAUUGUUUUACAUUGGGGCAAAAACACCAAGAUGAACACUAUGUGGGGAGCUAAGACCUUGUCAUCAUCAGUCCCGGGGAACACAGUGAACAUUGAAGCAGAUUUGAAGUGAACUGAUGACAACAUGAUCUGCACUGGUGCACUAAAAACAAACUUUUUUCUUCUGCAUUCUACCAUUAACUGGGACACCCCACUUCUCCUCUGCACCGUUUCUCACACUGCUUUCAUUGUGGAUAAAGCCGUUUUUAAAGCAGUUCGGUUUUGGCUGCCGGGUAAUGAGCGGAGGACAGACGAGACAGAUGGAUGCAGCUCUUACAUUGAGCAAGACAGACAGACGGCUGUGUGUCCUUUUAGGGAGAAACUUUGAAUACUGAGACAAAGAGACGUUGAUUGAAUCACUAGAGCCUGUGUGGACUUGCACGGAUAUAAAAACUGACACUGCAGAUUCAUUAUGGAGCUUGUCCCAAAAACCAAAUACACCCACUUUCGGAGUGAAUCGCUGAGCUCAACUGAUGAGACAAACUCCAAUCCAUCAUCGUUCCCUCCUUCCAGUCCUGCUACCCCCGCUACUCCCUCCCCUGGUUUACCUUCUUCUCUCUCCUCAUCAUCUCUCACUCCCAUCUUGCCCCCCUCUUCUCCCCGCCCGGCUGAGAACAGCCCCACCACCCUCUGCUCCUUCUUCCCCAGGAUGGGAUCACUUCGUCUGGGCGUCUCUGCCACUCUUCUCCCAGGACUCAAGGCCUCGAGCAGGCCGCAGCAGCCUCCGGCGCCUGUUGAGUCCUCCGGGGAUGAUAGAAGCAGCUCUAGCUCCUCCCCUCCUCUUCAUCACCCUGUUCCCCCUCUAACUGCUCCUUCUCCCCCUCCCCGACCUCCUCUGCAGGACAUGAACCGGCUGGGAGGGGCGUCCAGGAGGGCACGGGUGGAAGGAGGGCAGCUGGGAGGAGAUGAGUGGACACGCCAUGGCUCCUUUGUCAACAAGCCCACCCGCGGCUGGCUGCACUCCGACAAUGUGGUCAGCACCACCGGUGUUUCCUACACUGUACGGUACAUGGGUUGCGUGGAGGUGCUACAGUCAAUGCGGGCGCUGGACUUCAACACCAGAACUCAGGUCACCAGGGAGGCAAUCGCUGUGGUGUGCGAGGCAGUACCCGGAGCCAAAGGAGCCCAUCGCAGGAGAAAGCCUACCCUUCGCUGUCUGAACUCCAUCCUGGGGAAAAGUAACCUGCAGUUUGCUGGCAUGACAAUCAGCCUCACCAUCUCGACCAGCAGCCUCAAUCUGCUGGCCUCCGACUGCAAACAGAUAAUUGCCAAUCAUCACAUGCAGUCCAUCUCCUUCGCCUCUGGAGGAGACCCAGAUACAGCUGAGUACGUAGCAUAUGUGGCCAAAGACCCAGUCAACCAGAGAGCAUGUCAUAUCCUAGAGUGCUCGGAGGGUUUAGCCCAGGAAGUCAUCAGCACCAUCGGCCAGGCCUUCGAACUACGUUUUAAACAGUACCUGAAGAACCCACCCAAACUGGUCACACCUCAUGACAGAAUGGCUCCGUUUGACGGCUCUGCAUGGGAGGAAGAAGAUGAUGAGACUGGUCCGCCUCCUGACGUCCCUUACUAUAAUAAUUUCCCUGGAAAACAGCCUCCCCCUGGUGGACUGAUUGACAUGAGGACCCGCCCAGGGGCCACGCUGCCUUAUGGACAGCCAGGUCAGAAUGACAUUCACAAGCAGCCUCUGCCACCUCUACCAGUGGGUGCCAAAGAAGGCGGACGGGAACUAUUUGAUGACCCUUCAUACGUCAAUGUGGAUAAACCCCGCCCCCCAGUUGCAGCAAAUGGAAAUGCUCACAGAGAUGCUUUUGACAUGAAGCCAUUUGAUGAUGCCCUGGGGGUCUCUGGACACGGUGGCCCGAGCUCGGUGACAGCAGUGCCCCCUCUGGUACAGCAGUUGCAGUGUGAGGCCUGGUUCCAUGGUAGCUUAAGUCGCAGGGAAGCGGAGAGGCUGCUGACCCGAGAUGGUGACUUUCUGGUGCGGGAGUCUGGGACCACGCCCGGACAGUACGUCCUCACAGGACAGCAGGGGGGUCAGCCCAAACACCUUCUACUAGUCGAUCCAGAAGGAGUGGUCCGUACAAAAGACCAUCGUUUUGAAAGCGUGAGUCACUUGAUCAGUUAUCACAUGGACAACAGACUCCCCAUCGUAUCAGCUGGUAGCGAAGUGUGCCUGCAACAGCCAGUUGAGCGCAGGGCCUGACGUUACACAGACCAAUGAAAUACACCACCAAAUAUACACACACCUACUGCAAUUCAACACAAGAUAAACCCCAUCUCAUAUGCUAUAACACACACAGCAACACUACAUUGAACACACUCAAACAUACACAAGAACCCAUAUGCACACACACACACACACAGCAAAGAAAGCCAAAAAAGGAAAAAAAAAAUCACCAGUUUCUCUGCAAAAUCACUUAUUUGCUGCUGUUGUCACACGUUCCUGUCCUUUCUGAAAGCCAAACUGUGAUAUGCAGUCCCUCCUCGACCCCAUCGACCAUCAGGUGCAUCCCUCCACAACGGAGAAGCACUGCUGCAACUUCUCAACAGCCUACUGUGAACCAGGGAGGAGCCCUUUGCUAAUUUCACAAGGGGGCAGAAAACAAAUGCAAUUUUUUUUAAGAAAAAAAAAUCCUAACAUUUGAUUAUGGAAAACAAAAAAACAGAACAUUUUACAUGGAAUUGUGUACAAAAUAAUAGUGGAACCGAAGAGUGAAGAAAGGAACAUAAAUGGGACAUGGAAUGAGAUAUUCUCUGCUUUUCAGCAUGUGUUGUUUCGUUCGGGGGAAAUGAUUUCCCUCCUCAGACUGUCGCUGGAGCGCGUUAGGCAAAACGCAGACUGGAUGGCAAUCGUUUUUUUUUUUUGUUGCAGAAACUGAACCAGGCUCGAACAUAAACACUCCCUUCAGGUGUCACUUGAGCACUUCUGCAGCAAACCUGACUUUGACAUAAUUCUGCCUGGUGAAUAUGCAUAAACAAGUUUGCUUCCAAUAUAAUCAGGAGGGCCACCCUAGCCCCAACCACUCCUCUAUUAAAGACUUUUGAACUUUUGGCCCGGAGUGAUACCUGGUGAUGAAGAAAGUAUGUAUGCAAACCUGGGACUGCUAUGCCAAUGACCAUCAUAUAUGGGUUUUUUUGCUCUUGGGAUUUAUUACUAAUUGAACAUUAGGAGUUUAGGAAGAUCUAAACAGCUGUAUUGCCCAAAUCCCUCUGUAAACACAGAUAGACGUACACCUUUACACCACACACAGUCUGCACCACCUGUCAUGCCAAAGAACAUGAACUUGGUCGCUAACAGCAGAGGAAGCUACAAGAAUUAUCUAUCUUGUGUGCUUACAGCAUUGGGAGCUAAUUUAGAAAGACAGAAACGCACAUAGAGAUGGGCCUGUUUUAGAUGGAAGAAAAAUCUAGGUGAUUGUGCCUGAAUUAUCAUUGAAAAGGCAUUUUUUCCUCAAAGUGAGUUGAUGUCACCCACAAACACAAUAACUACUGCAUUUAGAGAAGCAUAGACCAGAUCAUUUUGAUCUAUUGGUUUUCCUUGAUACCUUAGUAUGUGUUAGCAUUGACAAUCUGUGGGUUGUAUCUUGACAGAGUAUUCUCUGAAGCAAAUUGAAAGCAAAGGAGAGUUGUUGAAGGAGACCCCUUUAAACGGUGGCCAAUGAGAAAUGUUGAGCAGACUGAAUCUAAGCAAUGAAUUUCCCUCUGCAAAAAUGAUGCAAAGUAUCUCACAGUAAGUGGUUUGGUAAUUUUUUGUGCAUUGUGAUGUUGCUUUACUUUUUAAUCACUUGAGGGAAUCAUUUUGAAAACCUUGUCUCAAAUGAAGUGGGUUGUGGGUCACUGAACAUAAGGACGUACAUGCUUUCGGAGCAUUGCUAACGAUGAAAUGUUAAGCCAAAUGCUGCUCCUCCGUGUGCUGUUUUCACAAACGGUUGAGGUUUUGGAGGGAGGAGUUCACACUAUAGUUUUCUCCUUUCCCCUUCCUCCUUCCUCAAUUCAUGAUGUUGUUUUUUAUAUCUUUUUAAUCGUGCCUUGUUUCUUCAAUGCAGUCACGUCACUUCAAUGCAGUCACCUUAUGUACUUAAUUCAAAUGUAGUCGACUACAGGAGAAUCUGACACAAGCCUCUCAGUUAAACAAAGACUCUGCAAAAAUGACACUCCAAUAAACACACACAAACGGAUCCAGUGAUGGCAAUCUCCUCUGAUGCACAUUCUUGCAUUGAGCUUAUAGUCACAGAUACUUGAUGUCACCAUAGGGAGGGGAUAUUUCCUGAUCAUCUGUAAAUACCAUCAAUUUUUGACUGGUCAGCUUAGUAUUGGAUUUUUGUUUCCAUAGUUGUAUAUUUAAAGACUUAUUUGGUAAGUAACACAGAUCCGGACACCACAGCACUGAGGUAGCUCUUAAAGCCAGCUGAACUUGUCAAAGAGAUUGUGGCCAAACUCCUGAAAUACGAGAAGGGAUCUUUCAGCUUAAACCUUAACUGUCAACUCAUUCUCAUACCCCGACGUGGGCUCACAUGCAAUCUAACAUGCACACACAUUACCAGAGUGACAGCUGGGUCAGUCAGACACUCACACUCUGCCUGUUCGGAUGUUUGUAAGUCAGAGAUAGGAAAACCAGAGCUUUAAGUUCUGCCAUUAUUGUGUGUCCCCCUUUGUGUGUGUAUGCGUGUGUGUGUGUGUGUGUGUGUGUGUGUGUGUGUGUGUGUGUGUGUGUGUGUGUGUGUGUGUGUGUGUGUGUGUGUGUGUGUGUGUGUGUGUGUGUGUGUGUGCUGAAAUAGACCCAACUGACCCUCUGCAUCAUUAGUGACCUGGUGAUAACAUUGUUUAUCACAGUUGCCUUUGUUGCAUGAAAAUCCUUUCAAAAAAACGUGUUGUUUGUUGUUGGUGAUGGUGAUAGUGUUGAUGAUGCUGUUGUACUUUUUCAUUUGUGUUUUUUUGAAAGCCAAAGGUUACUUUCAGAUAGCGUGCACAGAUAUUGAUUUUUACUUUAUAUAUUUCUGUUUUAAUACUUUUUUUGUUUUUAGGGAAACAUGUCUGUUUACACCUGUAUCUGAAAAUAUAGAUUGCAUAUAUAAAUACAUAUAUCAUUCA